UUUCCCUCUUUCUCACUCACUCUCUGAUCAGCUCAAAUGUAGGGCUUUUUCCUUCAAAAUUCCCCCAAUUUCGUUACCACCCUAGCCCCAAAGCCCUGUCAAUUCCAAUAACCGAGCACGAAAUUGAUGGCGAGAGGCGCAGAAUCCGUCGGGCCCGAAAAUGGGCCCGGUUCGAAACCGGCGCCGUCGAUGGAGGCCGGCGGCGGCCGGGUGAGGUUCAGGGUAGACCUGAAUCCCGGUGAGACCACAAUUGUCUCGUGGAGAAAGCUUCUCAAGGAAGCCAAUUUGAGUGAGCCAGAAGGGCCCGGCCCGUCGGGUUCGGGCCCGCAUGUUGAAGCCCGCGGUGGCGCCGUUUCGGAGCAGCUCCAUCCGCCGCCUCAUUCGGAGGCUUGUCGUGCGAAGGAAACGGCGGAGAAUGAAUCGAAGGAGUCACAGGCGAACCGAUUGAGCAACGUGAUUGAGAGAAUUGAGAGAAUGUAUGCCGGUAGCAGCGAUGAGGAGGAUCUCGUUCUUGAUAACAUGCCUGAUGACGAUGAGUAUGACACCGAUGAUUCUUUCAUUGAUGAUACUGAGUUGGAUGACUACUUCCAGGUUGAUAGGUCUGCUACUAAACAUGAUGGUUUUUUUGUUAACCGUGGGAAGUUGGAACGCAUGUACGUAUAUAUUAAUUUUGAACUUUCCUUAUCCCCGGACAAGCAGCCAAAAAAGAGGAGAAGGAAAGAUUUGGCCCAAGGUGGUGGGAGUGAUGAUGGACAUAACCAGCAUAAAGUUAUGAAAAUGGGAUCUAAAGGAAAGAAAGCAUCAUCAUCCAUUCCAAGAAGUUCAACUAGUCCGAUUUACAAGGAGGCUAUAUCCAAUGUAGAUAUGCUAUAUUCUCAAGCUAAUCCUACUGAAGUUUCAACAAAGAAGGCAACAGAUAUCCAAGUUGCUAUAGAUCCUUCAAGAUUGCAGAAUGAUGGUGCUGUAAGCCAGGAUAUGUAUAAGGAUCGACGAAAACCAGGAGUUAACCCAUCAGAGAAGCAUACUAGCAAAUCCAAAGAGAGUGAACUUCAGAAUAUCUCAACUCAAAGGUCAAAUGAUAAAACUUCACAUGUAAGAAAAUCUCAAUCUGGAAAGCAACUAGAUGAUGUUGAUGGUCUGGAUAUGUCGAUUCAAAAAAAAGAGAAAGGUGCACUUGUAGAAAGACCCGAUCUUAAUGUUGUCGCAAUUAGAGCUUCCUUGUCAGCGCCAAGAAAGGAAGGUUCUAGUGUUAGACCAAAAAAUACUCUUGAGAAGGCCUUUAGGGAGUUGGAGAAGACAGUUGCACAAUUUAGACCGCCUUCGACGGAUGCUCAGGAUCCUAUCAAUCAAUCUCAGCUGGGCAAAAAGAGAUUGCCUUCGGAAAUAAAGCUGAAGCUUUCAAACGUUGCUAAAAUAGCGGCAUCCUGCUAUGGACGGAUUCCAAAGGAUGUGAUCAACCGUCUGAUGAGCAUUCUGGGCCACUUGAUGCAGAUUACCACACUGAAGAGAAAUCUUAGGGCCAUGGCUAAUAUGGGAUUAUCCGCUAAACAAGAGAAGGAUGUUCAAAUACUGAAGAUGAAACAAGAAGUUACUGAUAUGGUUAAGGUGCGGACUGCGCGCAUGAAAUCAAAACUUGAACAGCAUGCUGCAAAUUCAGAUGAUUUUCAGGAAAUCGGUCCAGACGAGAGAGAAGCUUUGAAACACAAAUACAGCAUGGACGAUGUGUUGGAAAAUAAGAUUUGUGAGUUAUAUGACCUUUAUGUUGAGAGACUAGAAGAUGAUUCAGGUCCUCCAGUCAGAAAGCUAUAUGAAGAGCUUGCUCUGUUAUGGCCCAGUGGCUUCAUGAGCACUGAUAGAAUUAAACGUGCUAUAUACAGAGCUAAAGACAGGAAAGGACUUUACAACUUCCGGAAGGAUCGAGAGAAAAUCAAGAAGAAAAAGGAUUCAGUGCCGAAAGCACAGGAUGCCUCUAAUGGUACACUGGCAAUGAAUUCUCACGAGAAAUUAUUGCCUCGUGAUCGUGGUUCUAAAUUGGCAAGUAGUUCAGCUCCCAGUGCUGCUCGUGGGCCUCUUACCACUGCAAACGGCUCCAAUCCGGGCAGCAACCCGAAGCAGGAAAAAUCAAAGAAGUUGAUCUCCAGCAGCAACCCAGAUCACGCUGAAGCAAAGCUGUCAAGUUUGCUACCGAAAAAGAAAGUCAAGCAGAAGCCCAGUGCCGAGGUGGCUGAAGCCAAGCUUCACCUCCAGAAGCUGGAGAUUUCCCAAGGCGGAGGAACGACACAAACUUGAUAACCAUUUGGAUUUUGCUUAACUUCGCAAAGCAUUGCACUAGGUAAUAGUAUUUCAAGUUAUUAGAUUUUUUUGUUUGUUUACCAAGGUUUGUAAUAAUUUCUGUAAUUAUUGCAACCGAACUACAGUUUCAGAGGAUGUUAUUAGGAGUUAGAUUAUUCUGUUC
Messenger RNA from Salvia hispanica, 2455 nucleotides. RefSeq names its product ubinuclein-1-like. NCBI's taxonomy places the organism in Eukaryota, Viridiplantae, Streptophyta, Magnoliopsida, Lamiales, Lamiaceae. The record is from RefSeq and is a predicted model, not a curated record. Gene Ontology annotation, cellular component: nucleus. Gene Ontology annotation, biological process: chromatin organization.